Molecule: messenger RNA, 5874 nt
Organism: Agrilus planipennis (emerald ash borer)
Lineage: Eukaryota; Metazoa; Arthropoda; Insecta; Coleoptera; Buprestidae
Product: protein bunched, class 2/F/G isoform-like
Exons: 4
Coding region: 173-3688 (1171 amino acids)
Biological process (GO): regulation of transcription by RNA polymerase II
Source: RefSeq, a predicted model, not a curated record
GGAGUUGAUGUUUCAAAUUGGCAUAUUUUGCCUUGUUCAGCGAUAUCGAACGUUUUCUAAUUGACAUGACAACACAACCUUGUUUCUGAUAACUGUCAAAUAAAAUUUAUUUUGUUAAAUUCUAGUAAUUGAAAACGUAGUAAUAAAUGUAAUUUUUGCAUAGAAUUGAAUAAUGAUACCUGGAAAUGCUGAUCCUCGACGACCAGAUAAAAUACAAAGAUAUAAAGCUUCUGCUGCUGGAAAUGGAGCUGCUCCUGGAGAAGACCUAACUCCAGAUUACAUGAAUAUUCUUGGUCCUGAUCCGACCUCGGGAAAUGCUGACGGCGACAGCAAUACUACCACAGUUGAGCCGGUAAACAUAAAUGGUCCAAUACAGCAACAACAACAACAACAACAACCACCACUACCACAGCAACAACAGCUACAAAAGUUACAACAAACCCACCGAAAAGAAGACGUAUCGAAAAAUACUACAGCAACUACCACAAAUACGAUAAACGUGAUUCCUACGAGUCCUCAGUAUGGUGUCGCUAUAAUACCUACUGCUAUAACGACUGCAACCAUACCAAACGAUACUAGUACCACAACUGCUGUGUCCAUGAACAAUAUUAAUAGUAAUAACACAAACGCGGUUGAGGGCGAUAUUAAAGACAUGAACGCGACCCCGAACAAAAAUGAUCGUUUCAAGGUUGUGAAAAUUGCUAGCGCUGAACCGUUUAGACGUGGCCGUUGGAAAUGCAUGGACUACGUGGAUCAAGCACCGCCAUCCUCUAAUCAGUCAAAGACCUCGCAAGCGUCUACUGCGGCCUCCAUAACCGGCAACGUGUACAUGCAAACGCAGAGUUUACCACCCCAACAAAUUCAACAGUUGUUGCUCCAGAGCGGUUUUAAUACGACUUCUGUACCACAGUAUUUCCAGGGUACCCAAGUUAUACCACCACAGGCGCAAUAUUUUUAUCAGGCCAAUGUUCAACCCCAAACAAUGCCAAUGAUGAUCCCACAACCCCAAUUCGUUACUGGCGGUCAGCAACAGCAGUACUUUCAACCAACCACUGUUAUAACAACAGGAUCGGUACCUGCUGGUUUUCAGGGAAUGCAGUUCGUUCAACAACCGCAACAGAACAAUAGCGCUUUUGUACCCACAUCUCAGGGUGUACAGAUACCGCAAUCAUUUGGGUCUCAGGCUGGGAGUAAUAGUAACACUCCGGGUCAGACAUUUGCCGAUACGACAAAUCAAUCACAGCAGCAGCAGCAACCGAUGGUUAAUGGAUAUGCGUAUCCCCAACCCCAAAACGAACAGCAACAACACCCUCAAAUUAUACCUCCUAAUCAGGUGGCGAAAAAUGUUAUAUUAAGUCAUGUGCAAAAUGUCGACGUGCAAGUAAACUCGGAUAUAUCUCAGAAUACAGCCAAUGCAUUUUCUGGGUCUGGCGUAACGACUGUCUUGCCUCAGACGCAGGGAGUCGUAAUACAGACGGUGCCCGCCUACGACUCGAACGCCCCCACCAACAUGUAUACAAAUCCACAAUUUGUCGCAAGCGUAAAUAGUUUGCCACCCCUCGAACAAUCUUCGGACGACCAGAAGGACGCGGUAGCGACUACUGAAACAGGUGACGGAGGCGCUACGUCUACAACCGACGAUCCCGCGAAAACGAAUCCGGUGGUAAACGCGAUUGAUAACAAAAUUGAACAGGCUAUGGACCUAGUAAAGAGCCAUCUAAUGUAUACCGUCCGCGAGGAGGUGGAAGUGCUUAAAGAAAAGAUUGCAGAAUUGAUGGAACGGAUACAGCAGCUCGAAACGGAAAAUAACUUCCUUAGGUCACAAAUUCCGAAGAAUCAACAGCAGCAGCAACAACAGGGGACAAGUCAGAAUGGAGGCACUGAGCCCUCACCACCUGUUGCAUCAUCCACGAACCCACCCACGCAAAUAAUGAUACCUGGAAAUGCUGAUCCUCGACGACCAGAUAAAAUACAAAGAUAUAAAGCUUCUGCUGCUGGAAAUGGAGCUGCUCCUGGAGAAGACCUAACUCCAGAUUACAUGAAUAUUCUUGGUCCUGAUCCGACCUCGGGAAAUGCUGACGGCGACAGCAAUACUACCACAGUUGAGCCGGUAAACAUAAAUGGUCCAAUACAGCAACAACAACAACAACAACAACCACCACUACCACAGCAACAACAGCUACAAAAGUUACAACAAACCCACCGAAAAGAAGACGUAUCGAAAAAUACUACAGCAACUACCACAAAUACGAUAAACGUGAUUCCUACGAGUCCUCAGUAUGGUGUCGCUAUAAUACCUACUGCUAUAACGACUGCAACCAUACCAAACGAUACUAGUACCACAACUGCUGUGUCCAUGAACAAUAUUAAUAGUAAUAACACAAACGCGGUUGAGGGCGAUAUUAAAGACAUGAACGCGACCCCGAACAAAAAUGAUCGUUUCAAGGUUGUGAAAAUUGCUAGCGCUGAACCGUUUAGACGUGGCCGUUGGAAAUGCAUGGACUACGUGGAUCAAGCACCGCCAUCCUCUAAUCAGUCAAAGACCUCGCAAGCGUCUACUGCGGCCUCCAUAACCGGCAACGUGUACAUGCAAACGCAGAGUUUACCACCCCAACAAAUUCAACAGUUGUUGCUCCAGAGCGGUUUUAAUACGACUUCUGUACCACAGUAUUUCCAGGGUACCCAAGUUAUACCACCACAGGCGCAAUAUUUUUAUCAGGCCAAUGUUCAACCCCAAACAAUGCCAAUGAUGAUCCCACAACCCCAAUUCGUUACUGGCGGUCAGCAACAGCAGUACUUUCAACCAACCACUGUUAUAACAACAGGAUCGGUACCUGCUGGUUUUCAGGGAAUGCAGUUCGUUCAACAACCGCAACAGAACAAUAGCGCUUUUGUACCCACAUCUCAGGGUGUACAGAUACCGCAAUCAUUUGGGUCUCAGGCUGGGAGUAAUAGUAACACUCCGGGUCAGACAUUUGCCGAUACGACAAAUCAAUCACAGCAGCAGCAGCAACCGAUGGUUAAUGGAUAUGCGUAUCCCCAACCCCAAAACGAACAGCAACAACACCCUCAAAUUAUACCUCCUAAUCAGGUGGCGAAAAAUGUUAUAUUAAGUCAUGUGCAAAAUGUCGACGUGCAAGUAAACUCGGAUAUAUCUCAGAAUACAGCCAAUGCAUUUUCUGGGUCUGGCGUAACGACUGUCUUGCCUCAGACGCAGGGAGUCGUAAUACAGACGGUGCCCGCCUACGACUCGAACGCCCCCACCAACAUGUAUACAAAUCCACAAUUUGUCGCAAGCGUAAAUAGUUUGCCACCCCUCGAACAAUCUUCGGACGACCAGAAGGACGCGGUAGCGACUACUGAAACAGGUGACGGAGGCGCUACGUCUACAACCGACGAUCCCGCGAAAACGAAUCCGGUGGUAAACGCGAUUGAUAACAAAAUUGAACAGGCUAUGGACCUAGUAAAGAGCCAUCUAAUGUAUACCGUCCGCGAGGAGGUGGAAGUGCUUAAAGAAAAGAUUGCAGAAUUGAUGGAACGGAUACAGCAGCUCGAAACGGAAAAUAACUUCCUUAGGUCACAAAUUCCGAAGAAUCAACAGCAGCAGCAACAACAGGGGACAAGUCAGAAUGGAGGCACUGAGCCCUCACCACCUGUUGCAUCAUCCACGAACCCACCCACGCAGUAAUUCAAGAAUAAUGAUAUCCCCUUGCCCAAUAGACGAUAAAUAUUUCUGCUGCUAGAAAGGUAGAGGACGCGUUUUUACGGUUGUUUUUAGUUUGACACGUUUUACGGAAACCGAAAUCGAAUUUAAAAAAUAAUUCUCAACUGAAUUAUUUUUACCAGCUUCAAAAUUUUCAUUCUUCUUUUCUUUGUUGAUCGAUAAACAGAUUGUUUUUAAUUUUUUACAUAUUCUAUACCUUAGUUUUAUAUCAGUUACCUAUACAUGCAUUGAUACUAAUGGUUUUUUUAUUUGAAAAAUAUGGUUCACUUUCGUUUUUAAUGCUUUAAUAUAUUUUUGAUGACGUUAAAAUGAACCGAGAUUGAUUUAAACCAUCGUGUCGUAUUGCGUGAAACAUUUGUUGAAUGAUAAUCGUACUUCUGUAAUAAAAAGAGUACUUACCAUGUAUACAUACUUAUAACAAAGUUUGUGUAGUUUAACAACUGAGUACUACCUACAUAAAUAUGUAUAUUGUUUGUUAAACGCCGUGGUAGAUGUAAAAAAAGAAAAGAAAUAUUUAAUUCCGAAACUAAAGCUUUCUACAAUAUUUAGACCGAAGUGGUGAAACGUGUUUGCCUGUCUUUUUUGCGUGAUAGUCGCUGAAAAAAAAGAAAGAAAACACUCUUGCAUUUUUUUUUUAUGUAUUAUUACAGUUUUUUAAUAUAAAAAAUUUUAAUCGUACAUAGAAUGCCACUUCAGUUUUUAAAGUUCCUCUUUUUUAAUUUUGUUAUACCUGCGAGCUAAUGAAAAUGUAAGCGUGUUCUUCUUUUGUGUGUAGUGUAAGUAACUUAUGAAAGAGUAUAAUUUAUAUUGUAAGUUUGUAUUUUUAUUAUAAAUUAAUUUAGUCGGCUCAACGAUAGAAAUUCUAUUUAUAUUUGUCAAUUUUUUGUUGACAUUGCGUUUAUCUAUCUUUUUUCGAAAGAGGAUUCAUAAUAUUGAAGUCAUACAUAAUGUAAUGACGAUGAAUCGUAGACUGACUUCAUAAUGAUUUAAAAAGAGUAUAGGAAUAACGCCUGCUAAAAUCGAUUUCUGCUAAUAAUUAUAAUUGGUAAUAAGUGGACUAAUUUUAUGUAAUGUAGUAUAAUUAACAGCAUUGUGGGAAUCAUAUUCACUUGUUACUUUUUGUUUUUCUAUAUUAAUGAUAUUUUUGAUAGUUUUAAUUAACUAUUAAUUGAAUUGAAUACUUUAAUUAUUAUACAACCCAAAUGCUGUUUGUAGUCGAUGUAUUUCUAAUUGGAUCGUAAUUAAGGUCUCUAUAUUUUUCAGCGUUUUUUUAUAGCGUUUACGAAUAUAGAUCGAAAUUUUUGAAAGUCAGUCAAUAGCAAUACAUAUAUCUUGAAAUUGAAGAUACUUCUGUUCAAUGGAAUAAUACUAAAAUAAAUUUUUAAAGUUUCAGAAUUUUUACAAAAUUUGAAUCUCAUACGUGCAAAAUAACGUUGGAAAUAUGUAAAUGACCUGUGAAUUGUAAAUUGUGUAAAUUAUAUUAGAAAUAUGGAGUGUAGCAUAGCCAAAUUGAUAGUUUGGUGCUAAUCAAAACUGUGAUGGUAUAUAGAUUUCGCUUCAAAAUUUAAGUUUAGAUAGAAGCAGAUUAUUGUUUGAAGAUUCUAAGAUAAUUUUUUUCUCAUCUCUCUGUAAUCACUUACUAUUUACUUGCGUAAACUUAUGCAUGUUUUGAAUUUAAAACAGAACAUUAUUUUUUUUUCAAACGAAUGGGUGUGUUUUUCUUUCACAAAUUGUUUUCUUGAAAUAGUGAAAUAGUCGUUUCUCCUAAGUGUAACAGUGGUAUAUAAGAUAAACUAUCUAGUACCAUUUUGCAUAGUACUCAACUAUUGUAGAUGACGAGUAACUAAUUGAAAUUUUAGACAAUUCAGUUCUUAUUAAUAAAAAGGGCACUAACAGGAUGUUGUUUGAAAAGUUACGUUUCAGAUGUGAAGUAAGUGUUUUUUUUUUCUAUGUAAAAACUUAUGGCUGUGUCGUACUUGAGAAAAACGUUAUCCAAGAAGUGUUAGUCUGUAUUAUUGCUAAGUUUAAAACAGAGUGUAAUUUUGUUUAUUGAUUUCUUAAAUAAUAUUUUAUCACACCUAUAGGUCGUUUCAAAAGUAUACAUAAAUGUAAUUUCAAUAAAUAGAGCUCAUAUUAUAACUUUUAUUACA